ACUCUUUUUAUUUUCCCAUUUAUUGCAGCCACUGAAAUCAUAUCUGUGAACAGUGAACACACAUACUUUUUCAAAGGAGAGUCGAACAAUUCCGUGCAAAACUAACCGUCGGUUACUGCCUUCAAACUCCAUUCCCUAAAUUUGGCACCGACAACCAACGAUUGGCAUUUGAAAAACCCAUCCUAGAUGAGUCAAAACUGGUUUUCUUGAAAUAGUCAAGGUUAAUCUCAUGCAAAACUUCUCUCCCCUGUUUCUCUCUCUCCAAUAUUGGAUGUGAGCACCUGAUCCGAGCUCCAGUUUCCGGCGAGUCACCUAGUCUCAGGUACCCGGAAUUCUGCACACGGAGGAGCUCCACAUCAACCAACAAUGGAGGGGAAGAAAGAGACAAGGCACAAUGAGAAUGAACAUGAGAAAGAAACUGGUCAAGAAGAUGAAAUCGCUUAUGCUGAUGAAAUGAAGAGCAAGAAGAAGAAUGAGUUACUGCAGUUCCGUCGCAAGGUCGAAGAGGCGAUUAUUGGGAAUUAUCUUCUUGGGAAACCAGGCAAGAAUCCUUCAGCUACGCAAGCAAACCCGAAGACAAAAGAACAGCUAAGAGAUAUUACCAUUUGGGGCGUGCCUUUAUUACCAAGUAAGGGUCAUGCAGGGACCGAUGUUGUGCUCUUGAAAUUCUUGAGAGCCAGAGAUUUCAAGGUGCAGGACGCUUUUGAGAUGCUCCGUAAGACGCUUCGAUGGCGGAAGGAAUACAAGAUUGAUGGAAUACUUGAAGAGAAGCUGGGUUCUGACCUCGAAAAUAUUACUUACUUCAAAAGUAGAGACAGGGAGGGCCACCCUUUGUGUUAUGUUACGUAUGGAGCUCUCCAGGACAGGGAAUUGUGCAAGAAAGCAUUUGGGACGGAAGAGAAGUGCAGGAAGUUUCUGAGGUGGAACGUGAAAAACAUGGAGAAAGGAAUCAAGAAACUGUCCUUCAGCAAUGGAGGCCGUGCGGACUCUAUUUUGUACAUCGUAGAUUUAAAGAAUUUUCAAGGACCAGGAAUGGAAGAGGUUUGUUCUAUUAACAAGAAAUUCAUGAUGCUGCUUGCAGACUAUUAUCCUGAGAUCAUCCACAAAUUUAUUGUUAUAAACGGACCAUUUUGGUACUAUGCAUCCCAUUUGCUGCUUUUACGGUCCACGAGUCGGAGAGACCAGAAAAAUUUCGUCUUUGCCAGUUCAGGAAGAGUUCCAAAGACCCUUCUCAAGUUUAUAGCCCCAGAAAAUCUUCCAGUCGAAUAUGGUGGCCUCAAGAGAGAGAACGAUGAGGACUUUACUCCUGCAGAGAAGGCUUCAGAGCUUAUAAUUAGAGGAACUUCAAUUACGCAUAUCGAGUUUCCAGUCACUGAGGUCGGGGUGACAAUGGUGUGGGAUGUGACUGUAGUCAGAGGGGAUGUGUCCUACAAGGAGGAAUUCAUUCCAAACGAUGAAGGCUCGUACAAUAUCUUGGUCCAAAAUCGAAAGAAAAUGGGAGAGACUGUUAGAAACUCCUUCUACAUCAGUGAACCUGGCAGAAUAGUGAUAACCAUUGACAAUGACACCUUCAAGAAGAAGAGAGUCUUCUACAGAUCUAAAACCAAACCCACGAAUAUCCCUAUCUACGACUUCUCAAGUAAGAGCUAGCUUGCAGCUUCCAUGCAUCCUUUAUACAUUAUAUAUGCUCUUUCUUUGAAGUGGGUUGUAAAUUAAUAGAUCGAGGAAUUAAAAAUGUUACUCCAUCUUGGUUUUAUCUCAUAUAUAUCAUGUUCUGUGAAGUGGGUUGUAACCUUAA
This is a messenger RNA of Carya illinoinensis, 1798 nucleotides long. RefSeq names its product patellin-4-like. The transcript is spliced from 4 exons. Lineage: Eukaryota; Viridiplantae; Streptophyta; Magnoliopsida; Fagales; Juglandaceae. Gene Ontology annotation, molecular function: lipid binding. The coding region runs from base 367 to 1650 and encodes 427 amino acids. The record is from RefSeq and is a predicted model, not a curated record.